Messenger RNA from Mycena citricolor, 2578 nucleotides. The record is from the annotation of a GenBank genome assembly. Lineage: Eukaryota; Fungi; Basidiomycota; Agaricomycetes; Agaricales; Mycenaceae.
CGAAGUGGGAACAAAUCUAAAUCCGGACACCUCUUGCUUCCUCUGCACGUCCUGGCUCUCUGGAUCUUUUCUCAUUCCGUCAGAUGCGCGUGGGCCCAGGGGAUCUGCUUCGACUGUUUGACCUUGAAAGCGGACCAAGUCUGCUGUCGAGGUUUGACGAAUGCGGCGCUUCGUACUAUGCCGGUGAAGAUUGCGCCGAAUGUUUCUGUCAACAGCUUCGAACGGAUCUUCUCGUAUCCUGGGCAUCUCAUGUCGUCACUACGCGCGCGUGGUGCACGCCGGCACCUGAGCGAACGAGACCCGAGCUCCAUGUGCUCGAUAUCCCAUUAUAGAGCUCGUCAUAAGGCUGGCUCGAAGCGAUGGGCGAAGGCUGGCUUCCUUGUCAAACCCACGACUUCUCCGUGUGCGGUUCCGAGCCCGCUUUUCGUGUCCUGGAGAUGUGUUAAGCCAUCCGCAAGCUGCGUUCCUCGUCCUUGAGAUGCUUAGUUUGAUAGGAUCCACUCCGCUGAACGAGGAUAACCGGAUGCGGUCACCAAGUUGCCCCCGGCGACUACACUUACUGGGUGCCCGUGUACGAGCCCUAAAAGCUUAAUUCAGUCCGGACCAAGACGUUCUUUUUCGGGAGUGCCGACUGUUGAAUGUCCACGACGAAGACGGAUACGACAAGAAGCCGCCGCCGAAUCUAUAGAAACUCCUGACCGGCUUCUGGGCAAUACAUACAGUCCAUUUAACAGCCGAGGCCGUAUCUUAUACAUCCACCAUUCCCCUCCCUCGAUGCUUUUGGACCACGUAGCCCUCCCUGCGCAAUCCGUUGCGGGCAACAUUGCCCUAGCUGCAUGUGCCUACGCGUUGUUUGUUGUGGGACACUUCGCUCUCCACCUCCUCUCUUCCUGGGCUCUCCUCCGGCAUGUACCCGGUCCUCCUUCGUCAUCUUUCCUGUGGGGUGAAGAGUGGAACCUGUUCUACAACUCCCCAGGCUCUUACUAUUGCACUUGGCACAAACAAUUCGGCCGGGUGGUCAAGUUCCGUGGAGCCUGUGGGCACCAGAUUCUUUCAAUCACCGACCGGCGAGCCAUCUCGUUCAUUCUCGGUUCUGAAGGGACCUACAAGUUCCCAAAGCCAGACGGAGUCAGAGCCUGGUUCCUCAGAACAUUAGGCGAGCGAACUAAAUCCCUAAAGGAUCUUCCUCUAAUCGACUCUCAGGAGAAGGAAUUUUGCAAGGUCGCCCAUGAGAGACAACGGAGAUCGUUGGCGCCGGCGCUCACCCAGCAGUCUGUGCGCAACUUCACAUCCAUCUUCUACGAAACCUCGGCCAAACUUGCUGUCCAAUGGGGCAAAGUCAUCGACGACAGCGAGUUUUCUGAUGGAGUGGAGAUCGAGGUCACCAACUGGGCAGGGCGCUUCGCACUCGAAACGAUCGCUAGAGCUGCGUUUUCCUAUGAUUUCAAUCUCCUGUCCGGCGAGCCAAGUGCUCUGAUUGAUGCACUGGACGGCCUGACGAAUAACGAAAACAAGGCGUCUUCGUUCUACAUGCGAGCUCUCUUCUGGGUGUUUCCCGGGAUUCUCUCGAUCGGCAAGAAGGGCGAAAUGAUCCGCAAAACGAAGGACGAGUUGGGUACGAUCGCUCGCAAUAUGUGGCAGGACGUCAAGCACGGCGACUCUUCUGCAGAGAAGACGCUGUUAUCUAUGAUGUUGAAGGCGCCUGGGGCGAUGCUGGAAGAGGAAGAAAUUGUUGCUCAGAUGCGGACUAUCCUUUCGGCUGGGUGGGUCCUCUAUGAGCUGGCCAUCAACACCAAAGUUCAGGACGAUCUGCGAAUUGAGUUGUCAUCCCCAGGGGACAUUGACCAACAUUCCCUUCUCGACUUCAUCGUCCUCGAAGCACUAAGAUUGCACCCUCCCAUCCUCGAGAAUCAUCACCAGGCUUCCGAAACCAUUGCAGUGCCUUUAUCUGAAUCGCUUCCUGAAACCUCUUCCUCUGUCCUUGUCAUUCCGAAAGGCACAAUCCUCUUCAUCCCUGUGAAUGUCAUGCAGACCGACCCUGAAAUUUGGGGAGAAGACGCACACCUGUUUCGCCCGUACCGAUUCCAGGAUCGAGCCAUGGAGCGCCAACUUUUUGUAUUUAGCGAGGGGCAUGUUAUUUUCUUCGCAUCAAGCAGAGCGACAUCACUCAUCAUCAGAAUCUCAGACCUCGCGCUUGCAUCGGCAAACGUUUCGCUUUGACUGAAAUCAAAGUUCUGACUGCCACCCUCAUCCGCCAGUUUUCCUUCAGGUGUGCACACGAAAUAGAACCGUUCCAGAGUUUUGUCAUUCGACCGAGAGUCAAAGGGCAGGGCCCAAGCUCGCUUCCGCUCCUCGUUCGUCGCCUGUAGAUCUCGAUGGUGUAGAUGUUUACCGGCCAACCACACGUGAUAUGGGUCGAAGAUCAAGACUUGAAAUAGAACGAUUUCGGAAUGCGUAUUGUUUAUAUGAGGUCUUUUUUUUAGGGGGGGGGGCGCGCCAACAACCACUUAAUUUGUUACAUAUCGCGUCGCGUUCUUUCUGCUACGGUCACGUGUCCGUGAUGUCAAUUGACGGCUUC